Messenger RNA from Mugil cephalus (flathead mullet), 3837 nucleotides. RefSeq names its product junctional adhesion molecule 3b (gene jam3b). The record is from RefSeq and is a predicted model, not a curated record. Lineage: Eukaryota; Metazoa; Chordata; Actinopteri; Mugiliformes; Mugilidae. The transcript has 9 exons. The coding region runs from base 69 to 977 and encodes 302 amino acids. Gene Ontology annotation, molecular function: protein homodimerization activity; protein heterodimerization activity. Gene Ontology annotation, biological process: angiogenesis; cell adhesion.
ACCAAAGCUCUUUAGGCUACUUUGCGCAUGUACAGCCAGUCCAAACCGAGCAUUGCAUCGACUCCAAGAUGGCGAAAACACGUCUGGCUUGCUUCCUCACUCUCCUCUCAACUCACUGCUUCUUCAGUGCGUUAGCAGUGGUACUGAAGACGGAUAAUGAGUCACCGUGGACAGAUGAGUUUGACAAAAUCGAGUUAUCGUGUUUGAUCGAGUCCAUCUCCACAGCCAACCCCAGAAUCGAAUGGAAGAAAAUAACAAACGACGGACCGAGUUAUGUGUACUUUGACAAGAAGAUCUCAGGCGACCUGGAGAACAGAGCGACGAUCAGAGAACCUGCCACGUUAUGGAUAACCAACGCCACGAGAUCGGACACGGCCAAGUAUCGGUGCGAGGUCACCGCUCCCGAUGACCAGAAGUCCUUCGACGAGAUUGUGAUCAACCUCGUCGUAAGAGUGAAGCCGGUGGUGCCAAAAUGCAGCGUCCCGAAAUCGGUGCCUUUCGGGAAGUCGGCUGAGCUGAGCUGCGUGGAGGAGGAGGGCUUCCCCAAGUCUCAGUACCAGUGGUUCAAGAACAGGGAGGAGAUCCCCGACGACCCGAAGACCAGCGUCAAGUUCUUCAACUCCUCGUACACGCUCAACGCAGAAGCGGGGACCCUGAAGUUCAUCGCGGUCAGAAAAGAAGAUGCGGGCCAGUACUUUUGUCGAGCGAAGAACGACGCAGGAUACGCAGAGUGUGCUCCUCAGGAGAUGGAAGUCUAUGACAUUGAUAUUGUGGGGAUUAUACUGGGAGUGCUGGUGGUGGUCAUAGUGCUCUUAUGUAUAACGGUGGGGAUCUGCUGCGCGUACAAACAAGGCUACUUCACGAGCCAAAAGCAGACAGGAAACAAUUACAAAGUUCCAGCUAAGGGAGACGGAGUGGACUACGUCAGGACGGAGGAUGAGGGCGAUUUCCGACACAAGUCGUCGUUUGUGAUCUGAAAAGUGGACGAGGACGAUGAGGCGCGUCGUGCUGAGCGAAAGACAUGUGGGUCCGCCCUGUCUGAACACGGAGCUGCUGCAGUUUCACGCUCUGAGCUCUCAGCACGACAGAAAUCCCAACUACUCAAGUUUGCCAAAGGUGACAGGAUCUCCCAGGACAACAAGACAAAAAAACGGGACACACACGAGGACAAGGAAUAAUUCAACAUUAUCACCCUCAACUGAGUUGUUUUGCUAAAUUAUGGGGUUCUUACUUUACAGUUAUCGCAUGGUUUUACUCACUAAUCAUGGUGAAAAAAGGAAACAUUUCUGUCCUGACAGGUAGAACGGGAGACGUCCGUCUCCUCUCCGGUCAGUCUAUCAUGACACCUUUCUACUGUAAACAUUUCGCUUCAAACCUGUUGUCAUUUGUAUAACAUUUCUUUUCUACUGUUGAAAUUUGUCAAACUAUUUUUGAUGGAAUAUAUUUUAAAAUGCCUAUAGAUAAAGGUUUACUUUUUUAAAUAUUUGUAAAAUACUAACAUGUGUUUUUCUUUUCUUUUCUUUCUUUCUUUUUUUUUUUGGUUGUGGAUGAAAACAUGUAACACUUUAACCACUUUGCAUCAAGCUGUAAGCAUUUACACCUUUGCAGUCGGAAGGAGGACGGACGAGAAAAAAAAAAAAAGGCUUGUAGUAGCAUAUCAACGCGUGCUUCUCGAUCAGCGGUCUUACAUAUUGAAUUUCUCCGCUGGGACGGCCCAGUUUCUGUUGCGAGAGACUUCCAUGUUAAUGUCUGUAGAUAGUCUUAGUAAGAGGCUUUGAAGAGUGCCAGUCAAAUGCUGUGAAACACUGUACACAAUCAGUGCUGCGUUUUCUUGAUUUUAAGUGUCCUUCCAUGCUUGCUGUUAAUCUUGUAUAUAUUGAAGUUACUUUCAGGAUAGAGUUUUGCUGUCAGACGUAUGUUCAGUAUUACGCUAUAGUAAUGAUAAUAGUAAUAAUAAUACAGGGUUUGUAAGUUAACCUUCCAGACCCAGAGGAAAACUAGAUACGGUACCGAGUUCAAACCUCCGUUUAGCGAAGUAAAAGUAAGUUAAAUAACCCGAGAAGAAAAAGGCAGAUUUCUCUGUUAAAGCCUGUAAUCAGGACUGAGUCAUUUCUGCUACAGAGUUGCCUAUUUUUAACGUCUAAUUACAGAAGGUACUAACGGUGGGAGUGAAAAUGCCCGGACACUACAGCACCACACCACACUGAUCACAAUACACAAUCUCAGAUAUGAACUCCAGUAGAUAUUUACUAAUGCCCAGUCUGGUUAAAUUUUUUUUGGCUGCUGCAUAGAGCUACCGUUUACCCGUUUCUACAUGUUUUCAUUUGAACAGGAAAAAAAAAAAAAGAGGUUUGACCGAAGCUCAUAUUGUUCUCAUUCUGACCUUACAUCAGUGUUGCAGUGAUGGACAGCCGGGGUCUGGAGGGUUAACAGUUGUACUGAUUGUAAAUAGGUAUUUGUUACUUUUUUUUUCUCUCAAGAUUAUGUAAAGUGGUGAGAAAAAAAUGUAAAGAUUUGAGGCGAUAUGAAACUCUUUCCAUUUGUUAGACUGAUUAAAAAAAAAAAAGAAAAAAAAAAGAGGUAACACUUGAUCAAACCAUUCAGAACACGUGAACAAGAGCCUCUCUGGUCCGAGGAGCCGCCGCGCUCGGCUUCUUCUCCCACCAGACGCGCGGAAAAUCCCUUGUUCAGCUGUGAUGAAUGUUUUAGAAUCAUGCGUAAAUGUUAACCGAGUCAGUCGUGGUAGAGACGACCUGCCCAACAUUUGCACAUAGGAAGCCGUCAACACGUCGAGUAAAAGGAAUCACGAGACGUCGCGUACGCGCGUAUGAGCGACUCAAGAUGCAGAGUCCGUUUUUGCAGGUGCAUAAUACGAUGACGAAGUCACGCAGCUUACAGAUCAAUACACCUCCCUCGUUAGUUCAGUUUUCAUUCCUCUUAAGUGCCUUCUGCCUUCAGAGUAGUCCAGUUUCUUCCACUUGUACCUUUCUACAACACCACCGGAGGCUUUAUAUUUUCCUUUCAUUUAACCCACGAGCACGGCGUUUGAGAGGAAUGAUGUCACGGCAAAUUUCCACUUCUCUCCUUUACAUAUCUGCAAAUUUGUAAAUAGCGUUUUCUUUUUUUUUUCAUAGAUUUGAAGGUGUAGGAAAGUUGAAGUAGAAAUAUAUUAGUGCCUAUAUAUAGUGGGACUUAUUUUUGGUAAAGACACAUAGCACUAUUAGGCAAAAAAAAAAAAAAAAAGAGAAAAAGAAAAAGAAAAAAAGACCCAUAGCAGGGAUGUUUCUAUGAGCUCUGGUUUAUAACGUGUUAUUUUUUUUUUGUUUUUUUAAUUGUUGUUGAGGUUAUAUUCAUAUCCACCACUGCUCCGAUGCUUUCAGAUAUUCUGAACACAAGUUCCAAAACAAAGACUUGAGUCUGUGCUAAGUCGUGUGUCACACGGCGUCUCCGUGCAUUUUAUAAACCAGAGUUCAUGCGAAGUGUCGGCCGCAGACGUGUGACAGGAAAUCCACGUGGAUCAAUCUGCAUGCGGACCUACAUUCACCCCAGAGGCAGUCCUGAGCAGUGUGUGUUUUUUUUUCAGAGGGUAAUAGCAAAGUAUUUACAUGAGAGUGACGAUGGUUUCCAGUGUGCGUGUCGUGUGUUAAGAAAAGCUUCGCUCUCUACUGUCUAUCAAUCAGCGACGGUAGCGCUCCACUUUGAACCUUUUGACCGAGGGUCCGGUGAUCAUGAAUAUCUGAAUGUCCAUUUGGGGCCUGCUGGGGUUGUUUUUUUUUUUUUUUUGUUCCUUUUAGAACCACUCUAUUUGUGAUUAAUAAAAACUCACUUCUAAUAUUA